GUUGGACUUGAUCUCACAGCCCAGUGAGGACUUCUUUACUGAUAAUGUCAAGUUCAGGAUAUCCUCCCAACCAAGGAGCAUUCAGUACAGAACAAAGCCGUUAUCCUCCCCAUUCUGUUCAGUACACCUUUCCUAGUACCCGCCACCAGCAGGAAUUUGCAGUCCCUGACUAUUGUUCUUCUCAUCUUGAAGUUAGUCAGGCGUCACAGCUUUUGCAACAACAACAACAGCAGCAGCAGCAGCAGCAGCAGCUUCGAAGGCGACCUUCCUUGCUUUCAGAAUUUCACCCAGGUUCUGACAGGAGGGCUUCUUCUCCUUAUGGCAGCCAGUUUGGCUGAGGGAUAUGUACAGACCUCUCAAUGCCACACGCAAGAAAAACAUGGCCAACAAGCUACAUGACAGGGACUCUUCUGACGAGGAAGAGAUUUCCCAUAAGAAGAGAAAAAGGGAGCCCAGUGACACCAUCAUAGAGAUUCCACCAUCACCACCACCAGCCUCAUCACCUCCUCCUCCUCCACCUCCACCUGCUGAAACUGAGACUACUGGUGAUCCUGGGUGUUGUGGUGCUGUGUGUGCCUCAUAACUCUGAGACUUUUACACUUGGGCUCUCUGCAUUGU
Dipodomys spectabilis (banner-tailed kangaroo rat) is the source of this 618-nucleotide messenger RNA. RefSeq names its product nuclear receptor corepressor 1-like. Gene Ontology annotation, biological process: negative regulation of transcription by RNA polymerase II. Gene Ontology annotation, molecular function: nuclear thyroid hormone receptor binding; transcription corepressor activity. NCBI's taxonomy places the organism in Eukaryota, Metazoa, Chordata, Mammalia, Rodentia, Heteromyidae. The record is from RefSeq and is a predicted model, not a curated record. The transcript is spliced from 4 exons. The coding region runs from base 45 to 338 and encodes 97 amino acids.